CAACACACACACACCACACACACACACACUACACACACACACACACACACCACACACACACACACCACACACACACAACACACACACACAACACACAACACACACAACACACACACACAACACACACACACACAACACACACACACACCACACACACCACACACACACAACACACACACACCACACACAACACACACACACAACACACACACACAACACACAUCACACACACCACACACACACACAACACACACCACACACACACCACACACACACAACACACACAACACACAACACACACACACAACACACACACACACACCACACAACACACACACACAACACACACACACACACAACACACACACAACACACACACAACACACACACACACACACCACACACACACACACCGCACACACCACACACACACACACAACACACACACCACACACACACACACACACACACCACACACACACCACACACACCACACACACACACACACACCACACACACACACACACCACACACACACAACCACACACACACACACCACACACACACACACACACACACUUCUCGCCUCCCCCACAAACGUCCACCGCCCCAGCCAUGGGCUCCCGCGAUCACCUGUUCAAGGUCCUGGUGGUGGGGGACGCCACCGUGGGCAAGACGUCGCUGGUGCAGCGCUACUCGCAGGACAGCUUCAGCAGGCACUACAAGGCCACCGUGGGAGUGGAUUUUGCACUGAAGGUUCUCCAGUGGUCUGACUCAGAGAUGGUGCGGCUCCAACUGUGGGAUAUUGCAGGACAGGAGCGUUUCACCUCUAUGACACGACUAUACUAUCGAGAUGCCUCUGCCUGUGUCAUUAUGUUUGAUGUCACCAAUGCCACUACCUUUAGCAACAGCCAGAGAUGGAAGCAGGACCUGGACAGUAAGCUCACGCUGCCUAAUGGAGAACCUGUGCCCUGCCUGCUUUUGGCCAACAAGUGUGACCUCUCCCCUUGGGCAGUGAGCCGAGAACAGGUUGACCGAUUCAGUAAAGAGAAUGGCUUCACAGGCUGGACUGAAACAUCAGUCAAGGAGAACAAAAACAUUAAUGAGGCCAUGAGAGUCCUCAUUGAAAAGAUGAUGAAUAAUUCCAAAGAAGAUGCUUUAUCUUUGUCCACCCAAGGGAGCUACAUCAACCUGGAAGCCAAGCGCUCCACUGGAUGGACCUGCUGUUGAGUGUUUGGUUUCUUUUACCUCCUGGUUCUAGGUUCCAUCUCUUUUCUUUGGCAGCCCUCCCCCUGCCAUUUUACUAAGCACACUAGGGACAGUUUCCUAGCAUUUAGAAGAGACACAUGGGGCCACAUGCAUUUUUGCACCUCCUAGAGGUCGGUUCUCACUUGCUGCUGCUUCACUGAUCCAGCCAGUGCCUUCUGGAUGAGAAAGGUCAUCUCCUCCCUCUAUUGGUUGUCUGGGAUUUUCUGGGAAGAAUUGGAAGACAGCAUCUAUGUUUUAAGGAUCCUCAAUCUCACCUGCUUUUGAACUUACUUUUGCAUAUCAUGUAUGUUGGUAGUAUAAUCUGAUGUGACUUCAGGUUGUAAGGAAAGUGAGAUGAAAGGUCAUUUCCCAAAUUGUAGAUGUCAUUCCUUUCUGUCUUCUCGGACUUCAAAUUAAAAACUUCAGCUUCUCAGGUGCAGAACGACAGGGGAUUGGAUGUCUAUAAGUUUUGGACUAUUGGAAGAAAUUCUCAAGUCACAAACUUUAUUUUUUUUAAUUUAUUAUUAUAUUUUUUUGGUCUUGGUUUCAAGAAUUGUCAAGGCAUUAAUCUUGUAUAUUGAAAGUAUUUCUUCCAAGAGAUUAAUUCUCACAUUAGGAUUAUUUUUAAAGUGGUUCCCUACCAUUGGGGUGCAGAGUGGGAAGAUUUUCAGAUUCCUGGGUUUAUGUUUUACUGCAAGUGACAUCAGUUUGUGGGGUAUCAGGAAUCUGAAUGGGAGAGGUUAACAGAGCAAACUCCUAUGGGCAGCUUGCUAAUGAGCACUUUGGGGACCUUACAUACUUAACCACAGCCAUAAGAAAUAGAUAUUAUUAUGUCGUCCAGGAGGUGGCGCAGUGGAUAAAGCAUUGGACUCUCAAGCAUGAGGUCCUGAGUUCAAUCCCCGGUAGCACAUGUACCUGUAUGAUGCCUGGUUCUUUCUCUCUCCUCCUAUGUUUAUAAUCAAUAAAUAAAUAAAAUCUUUAAAUAAAAAAAGAAAGAGAUAUUGUGUACAGACCAUGACCUAGGGGUGGGAGGUGGCACAGUGAGUAAGGAAUUAGACUCACAAGCAGGAGGUCACAGGUUUAAACCAUGGCAUUGCAUGUGCCAAAGAUUUCUGGUCCUUUCUCCUUUUUUUUAUUAAUAAAAUAUUUUAAUAAAUUUUAAAUAAAACAUUUUAAGAUUUCUGA
Messenger RNA from Erinaceus europaeus (western European hedgehog), 2433 nucleotides. RefSeq names its product RAB29, member RAS oncogene family (gene RAB29). NCBI's taxonomy places the organism in Eukaryota, Metazoa, Chordata, Mammalia, Eulipotyphla, Erinaceidae. The transcript has 5 exons. Bases 616 to 1230 code for a protein of 204 amino acids. Gene Ontology annotation, biological process: vesicle-mediated transport. Gene Ontology annotation, cellular component: vesicle; Golgi apparatus; trans-Golgi network. The record is from RefSeq and is a predicted model, not a curated record. Gene Ontology annotation, molecular function: GTP binding; GTPase activity.